AUGGAUCCUGAUAUUGCUAAAAGGCAAUCUAUGAAUUUUAGAACAGGACCCAAAGAGUCAUCUUUAUUGAUGCCUUUUAUUAAUGACUCUCAUCCAUCAGCGACAUCACUUUUAACUGAUUAGAGGAACCAAAGAAUAACAACAUAGCAAAAUUUGAUGGGUGAUGAAAAAUUUGAUGAAGACUUGAAUCUAUUUGCAUUCGAAACUAGAAUAAGAAAGAUGGUUUUAAAUUUGAUAGAGCCUUCUAUCAAAAGACAGACUUAGUCUUCUGAUUAAGUUAAGGACCUUCAGACAUAAUUCCUAAAAAUACAAUAAAAAAUGGAUGAGUGCGAAUUGAUUAUAACAAAGGCUGCAAGGAAUGGGUAGAAAAUAGAUGGGGCUAAUAGGGCUCAAGAUUAAGUUGACUAAGCACAUCGAAUGAAGCAUCUAAAACUUAAGGAUAAAAUUAAGACUAUUUAGGGAUUAGCAUUGACUUUAGAAAAGAAACUUGAUAUUUUUGAGAACGAAAGAUAAACAUACAUACACAAUAUUGAGCAUUUGACAUCAAUGGUUAAAUUAUAAAAAACUGAUUUAUCAUAAACUAAGGAAAAUCUUACUAAAUAUAUAUCAGAUCAUCAUACUCAGAUGAAAACAGACCUCAGUAACUCUUAGUUAACACUUGAAAAAGUAAAAGAGUCUUCUGAUACUUGCUGCAGCUAGAUUGAACAUCUAGUUGCUGAGAUGAAAAAGAUCUCAAGCUAAAAUUCAAUUAUUAAUAUGAAUCAAGACAGUGUAUUGCAGUAACUUGAGGAUUUGUAAAAAAAUAUAAUAAGUUCCAAAGACUAUAAUCUUAAAAUUAGAAGUAUUGAGAAAGACCUUUAGAUGAAUUCAGCAAGUAUUUUCAAUCAGGAUAAACUAAACAAGGAUAUAGACUAAUAUUUCGAAAAAUAUCUACCAGUUAGCAUUUAAAACGUUAUAGACGAAAAUUUCAAAGCAGUAUUCAGUAACAAUAAUGAACUUGCAAUGAAACAUUGCUAGUUCAAGCUUGAAAAAUAUCCAUUACUAGUCAAGUAAAUAAGUGAAACUGAGGAAUCAACAUCAUUAAAUUUUGAUAAGAAAAAGUAUUCCUCUCCUGAUAUUAAAUUACUAGAGGAGGAAAUUGAGGCUUUGAAAAUAAAAAUAAAAAAUCAGCCUCAUCAAAUGAUGCAAUUGCCUAUGCCUAUGCAAAUGAGCAUGCCUUAGAUACAUAAUAUUUCACCCUUUAAUAUGGCUGGAUCGCCACCGCUUUCCAGAAUAAAAAAAAGUCCAACUGGAUUGAAACAUAUUAUCAAUCCUUCUAAUAUGCCUUUAAUACAUUUGAAUACAACUGAUAGAUAAGGUAGCGUUGAAAAAAGGAAAGCAUAGAAAUAAACAACUCUUCUCAAAACGAAACCCAUGAAAAUGAUUACACUUAAUCCGAUGAGAGGAAAAGCUAUACUUACUCCUCGUAAUAAAACUCUAAGAGAAACAAAGCAGAAUAAUCCAAAUUUAAACUUUUAGACAAUGUCUAAGAAGCCAAGUAAUGAAAGUUUGAAUGUGGACAAUCUAGCCAUACCAGAGUCUACUAGAAAAUUGCCAAUCUAAAAGCAGUUUAGUAAAAUUAGCAAAAUAAGUGGAAGCAGGCCAUCUAAUAGUAUUAGGAGCUCACCUUAGAAAGACGGUGAAGCCAAAUAUAAUUUAACAACAGCAUCCAUUAAGACAUCAAAACAACCUUCUGUGAGAAGUAACAAAGACACAGUUGAAAUUAAGGCUUCCUCUAAAGCAGCGAGUCCAUAAAGAAAAGAAAGCAGCAACUAAAGUCAAAUUAAAAUAAAUAUAAAAAUUACAGAGGAAAACAAGUCUGAUAGCAUUCCUUCAUUUGAUCACUUAUCGAAAAACAAUUAAAAUGUUGAUCAUAAAAAUGUAGUUGAUGAAUAAGAUAUGAUUUUAAACUUAGCAGAGAUAAAUUCAUCAUAAAAUGAGAACAUACUACCAAUGGAUAAAUCUUCUGAGUCCUAUGAUAUAAUGGCUGAAAAUCUAGAUCAAGACGAAGAAGAUGAAGAAUCAUAGGAAUAUGAAAAUGAAGAUGAAGAAGAUCAAGAAUAGUAUGAGAAUGAAGAGUAAGAGGAAUAAGGUUCAGAUAAUGACUAAGUUUAAGAAGAAGAUGAAGAUGCUUAAGAGAUAGAAUCUGGUGAGAAAAAGGAUUCUAAUUAGCUUAAGACUGAUGAUCAGGAUUUAUUGGAUGAUGAGGUAUUGGAAGUUGAAGGUGAAGGGGAAGAGGAUAAUGAAGAAGACGAUGAUGGAUAAACUUAGCAAUAUUAAUAUGAUUAAUAUGCUAACUAAGGUUACGGCAUGAAUAAUUUAAUGUUCUCAACCACCAUGAUGGAGAGGCUAUAAAAACCUCACAUUGAAGAAACUGAUCUAGACCCUAUACUUUAAAAGAAACUUUAGAAAUUUGAGGAGCAAUUAGCAUCUAUUAAAAGAAGAUAUCCAUUUGACACAGAUUUUAAAAAAAUUGAAGAAAGAUUUUAUGCUUUAGAUGAGUUGACCAAGGAAAUAGAAUUUAAGCUUCAAAAGCAUGAAAACGCUCAAGUAAAAGAGCUUGAUCAUAUUACAACUUAAACUGAGCAGCUUAAUCAGAGUCUCUUAUCAUAUUAGAGGAAAAUGACUAAAUAAAAUUUGGAGAUAUUAGAUUAAAUUUAGAAUUUCAAGUUCCUGAUUUAAAAUUUCCAAAACUUUAUCGAUAUGAUGGCCUCCAAAGACGAGUUUAUUGCUGAAUCAUUUGAGGGUAUCAUUGAGGCAAUAAAAAUUCAGUGCAUUUUGUCUUUAGCUGAUGAGGAGGAUAGAAAUUCUAUUUCUUUACUAGGAGUUAAAGAAGAAAUCAAAUAAGGAAAGCCUUAGCACAAUUAAACUCAAAUCUUAAUAAAUUCUCCAAAUAGUUCAACAAAUAAAGUAGAAUGCACUCAAACCCAUUAACCAAUUGCGAUUGAUAGGACAUGCUUGAGCUGUAGUUCCCAAUAAUAUAGAGUCAUUAGUGCCUUUAAGAUGGCAUGCCUUUCUUAUUUCCCUUCGCCAGUCAUCUAUUAAAAGAAUGAAUUCACUCGGAAAAAUUUAAUAAAAACUGAGAUUGAAUUGCUAAAAAAGACAAAACAAAAGAUUGUGAAAAGGGAAUAAGAAAAAGAUAGUAUAAAGAAGUUAAGGACUACAUAUAAGAAGGAUGUAAACAUGAUCGAGAAAAUCAAAGUCAGAAAUCAAAAUCAUAUGAACAUAUCUUCAAGUAAAUAACUACUGUCAGAGUCUUCAUUUGGAGAGAAUAUUAAACCAGUCAAUCAAAAACUUCAAAGCCAGUACUAUAAAGACCAGUAAGAUAAUGAUGUUGAAAACUAAGUAUAAGAAACCACAAAGAUAGUAAGUCAGAUAGACUCAGUUCAAUCAACAAAUUAAGAUUCUAAACUUCAAUUAACUAAUAGAAGAGGUAGGAUGAUACAGAGAAUAUAAGAAAAAACAGAAUACCUUAAUCUACAACAAUCUCAAUAAGAUGUGAUUAGCUCUUUAAACCAUAGUGAGUUCUCAAUGAAGAAGCUAUAGACAUUAGAAGACUCAAAACUCUACCAAACUUAGAGAUUUUCUAAUCGAGAACGAAACCCUAACUCAGGAGAAUCGUCAGUUAUGGAUAACUAAAAUAAUUUAAAUAACACUAGUACAAAUUUAAUCACAUUCAACUCAAAUGCACUUUUAAUGAACAGUAAUACAAACAGAAUUCAUAGUCAUAGAGCUAGCGCCCCUACAAGUCCAAGGAGAUUUAUUGAUGUUAAAAAAUCUAGGAUGAAGUUAGGCUAAAGUAAACUGAGAAUUGGAUCAACAAUUUAUAAUGAUAAACAACAGUUAUGA
This is a messenger RNA of Stylonychia lemnae, 3888 nucleotides long. The record is from the annotation of a GenBank genome assembly. Lineage: Eukaryota; Ciliophora; Spirotrichea; Sporadotrichida; Oxytrichidae.